Molecule: messenger RNA, 1162 nt
Organism: Aspergillus costaricaensis CBS 115574
Lineage: Eukaryota; Fungi; Ascomycota; Eurotiomycetes; Eurotiales; Aspergillaceae
Exons: 5
Coding region: 287-811 (174 amino acids)
Source: RefSeq, a predicted model, not a curated record
UUCCUUUCUUUCUUUCUUUCUUCUCUCUACUAUCUUGUUGGAUCCUACUGACUUGAUACUCUCUCCCUCCCAUUCCAUACUACUUACUGCCCAUACUAUUUACUACCUCACUUACUGUCAUUCCACGUCAUCACUCGGGUCCUUCCCUCCUCUGCCACUGGAGUGUCCUCAGUGACCAAAGGAACAUCAUCCAUCCCCUUAAUAGUACACACAACUAACAAGCUAUUCUGUAUAUCAGUGCUCCUACUAAGAGACUCACUGCUUCCUGCCACCACAUUCCGCAGUCAUGUCUGAACCACUCACCAAGAUUGACUCGGCCAUCGAGAUAUCCCCCAAGGACGAGAAGGCCCCCGACAAAGAUGCCAAGAAAACCCACAGACGUACCUCUUCCCACGCUGAGGGUAUCUACAACAUCAAGGAACUUGAGGAGAAGAAGAUCGAGAUUACCCUUCCAAUUGAAACCCAGAAGACUGGAUGGAAAUUGAACACCUCACCAUCGACCAUUGAGGACAAGGAUAUCCUAAAACUUCAUCUGAUCAACCCCCCAGUCAAGAAGAUCGAUCUGCACUUCCCACUAGGGCUCGAAGUCACCGCUCGCAAUAUGAAGGGCGUCACGAUAAAGGAUGCGCUGGACGCAAUCUACAAGCAGUUCAAGAAGAAGGCCGACGAUGAGUUGGACAAGCCUUACCUCGCUGGUUUCGAGUGGGACAAGGACGAGUGCUGGACACGCCUCAUUGUUCACCAGACCAAGCAGGGCCCCCCUCAACAGCCCAGCAAGAAGUCCAAGAAGAAGAAGGCUGAGGAGGCAUAGACUGCGGUUGCUUCGGACAGGCCGUGUCCAUCUAACAAUGUCUUCUCUCUUAUCUCUCUUUCAAUGGCUACUUCCACCAUACUUUGUGAUACUUUGUCCUCUUCGUGCCCUUGGCCUCUCUGGAACAGAACCCGGGAGAGUCGAGGCAGGAGCUAGGCGAGAGGAUGAUAAUCCCUGUAAUUUGCCUUUGUUGUCUUUUCACUCCAACUCUCUGCUUUCAUUUCUCUUCCGGGAGGAUGGCCUCGCUAUUCCCUGGCCGAGUUGACUUGCUGAGCACCGGACGAUCUUGUAUCUUCGAGCUCCAUCCCUUCAUUCAGAUUCAAUGUGGAGACACAGGAACAUUUAGUUGAC